Oryza sativa Japonica Group (Japanese rice) is the source of this 2047-nucleotide messenger RNA. The record is from RefSeq and is a predicted model, not a curated record. NCBI's taxonomy places the organism in Eukaryota, Viridiplantae, Streptophyta, Magnoliopsida, Poales, Poaceae.
AAAACCCAGAUAUCCAAUCCGGCCCUUCUCAUCAGUUGUCAGUCACGCAUCGGCGCCGCCCUCCGGCCAGCAGCGACUCGCCGACACAUCUUCAAAGAGUCCCGCCGUCGUAUGCGUGGCUCCCCUCCCCGGCCUCUCGUCUCGUGGGAGGUCUGGAUCGACCGCUUCCUCCGCUCGUCGCGGCGAAUCCAACCAACGCCGGCGUCCCUCCGCGCCGCAGCUUCCUGUGCUGAAUCUCGCCGCUCCCCGAGUCCGGGAACGCACGGAGCGGGCGCGGCGAGCGGCUGGCACCUUGGUUCAAAUCUCGCCGCGAAACUUCUAGUAGCAGGCAGCGGUUUAAAUCUCGAAUUUAUCCAUUUUGGUGUUCGGCUGAGCCCCCAUGGCCGACGCUAGGUCCGCCCCUGAAUCGCUGCCGCCCGCGUUUCUCGAGUUCCUCCAGGAGAAUGGCUUGGACCCAAUGAUGUAUUCCAUGGUCGACACCAUCCCACGAUACAUAAGGCUAAAACCAGGCAUGGAGCCCCAUAUUCCAGAGAUUCAGAGCGAGCUGACGUGCCAUCUCAACAAGGUUUCAUGGCUGCCAGAUUUCUACGCAAUUCCGCCUCAAGUUCAGAUUGCUAGCUCCAUGGCCUAUCAGCAAGGAAAGAUCUAUGGAAUUGAUGCAGCUUCUGGAGCUGCUGUCUUAGCACUUGAUGUUCAACCAGGAGAACAUGUUCUGGACCUCUGUGCUGCCCCAGGUGCAAAGCUUUGCAUGCUUGCAGAUAUGCUUGGAGGCAGAGGUUCUCUGACUGGCGUUGAUGUUGCAAAGCACCGUCUUGCGGCCUGUCGUACGAUGUUGCAGAAGUAUUCUCUCGGAGAUCGUUGUCGUCUCUUUGUUGCCGAUGGGACUUCAUUUUCUAUAUUACCUGUGAACUCUAGCUUGGGUAAUGGAGAAGGAUCAACUUGUCAUAAGGACAAUGGAAGUACAUUGUCGGAAUGGACUUCAAAGAGAUCGUGGAAAGACCGACAAAAGUCUAAAAAGGCAAGAAUGGCGGGUUCACCUCAUCUAACAUCAACUUCAGAACCUGAACUGAUAUACUAUGGCAAACAUUCAGGAUUAGUUGGAUUACGCAAAUGUGAUGCUAUUCGUCCAUCAGCUGAUGAUGAAGCCCAGACAUCUGGCUAUGACAAAGUCCUAGUUGAUGCAGAAUGUACUCAUGAUGGAUCCAUAAAGCACAUCCAAAAAUUUGAGUUCUGGGGAUGGAAAACCUUAGAUCGUCGUGUACUUGAUGCAGAAAGAACUGAUGACCUGCUUCAUCUUCAGUUACGCCUUCUCACUAAUGGUUUUAAAUUAUUGAAAACUGGUGGAUCACUAGUAUAUAGUACUUGCAGCUUGACAGUUGCACAAAAUGAGAAUGUGGUUCAACAGUUUCUUUGCAAACACUCUUCAGCAGAGCUACAAAAGAUUGAUUCAGCUGACAGUUGGCCUUGCAGAAGUGGCAGCAUCUUCAAAACAUUGCGAUUUGAUCCUGCAACUUCACAAACGAGUGGCCUUUUUGUUGCCAAGUUCACUAAAUUACAGAUUUAGAGCAUAUCUGAUCAGUCUCCAUGUAGUUCUAAAGAUGUGCAUUUAACUAGUAUAUGAUUCCAUGUGCACGUUAGAUGUUCACAAGUAACUGUAUGCUUCAAAUUCCCGGAGCCAUCACUGUUAUGGUUUGCGAAGCAAAGUGGUGCAAACUGUCAGCUAUGCGAAUCUAAACUUGCAAUUUGGAAGGUAUGAUUUGUAAUACUGGCUUCAACUCGAGUACAUCCGAAGACAGAUAAAGAGGUGUCAUAGAAUUUUUGCGACGCUAUCUGUCAAGAUAUAAGUUUGGCAUCAAUACACAGUAAAAAUUUCCAGGGUUGAUAACAUGGCAUUGUGUGCGCGCGCGUGCGUGUGCUUUCCUGGACUGGUAUCAUGCCCUUACUCAAUGCAGCAACUUGAGGAUUGUGUCAUGUCCAAAAUAAUAUGGUGUAACUUACCUUGCGUAUAUUUGUUACUAUACUUUACAUGGGCGUUGCUCUUUUACUA